AUGGAACAGUGGCAUCGGCAAGAUUCGCAACAUUUAUCAACAGGCGUCACAGCCUGUGCACACAAUUUUCUACAUAUUGCAAGAGAAAAACGUGAAAAGCUACUUCGAAAAGUCUUUUUCCACGACGAUAGCUCACAGAAUGGUCAAAUUCUCCGGACUACCGGAGGUUGGCAACCAACAGAUUCGGGUUCACAUCGUACAAGUCCACGUUCGGAUUAUACUCGUCGUACGCCAAGUGUCGAUAGUCUAUCAUCCGGCAGGUUAACACCAUGCUCGAUGUCCACUGUGACAUCAUCGACGAACACACUCCAUCCUGAUAAUGUCCGAUCGGAAGCCAGUACUGUUAAUCAUCGUGCCAGUCCGUGUCCAUCAGAAAUGAGUGAAAUUUCAUUUUCAUAUUCGAAUCCCAAAUAUUUUGUGCGCACAGCCAUUUUUCAACCUGUAUCAGCGUCUUCUACUAGGCCAACAGCAGGCAGUUUUUUACCAUUAUUGAGUGCAGAUAAGGUGAAGAUGAACGAUGGACACCGUUCUCCGGCACCUGGACCAGAUUAUGAUCAACUUAAGAUUGAUUCUUUAACGUUAGAAGAACUCGUGAAACGUUUAACACCAUCAUGUACAAACACACCAGAAGAUAAUCGUUCAGGUCUGUUGAAAAAUUAUUUAUCACUGCUUGCUCAAUGGACAAAAACGUUCCCGUAUGACUUUCGCAAUCCACGUCUAAUGAGUCAAUUACAACAUGUCGCCGAGAAAAUUACCAGAACAUAUCCACUGUUGAAACUAAAUGUCAAUGCAUUAGUUUUCGACCUUAGUGCAAAAUUGACCAUUUUAGAUAAAUAUGAACAAUAUCUAACAUUAGUCAACAACGAAACAGGUAAUCGACUCAACACAUGUGUUCUAACGACAGAUAUUUAUGAGCAAUGUCCAUGUCCAAAACAGUUUGCUCACCAGUUGACGUUUAUCGAACUGGAUAGACUUAAACCGAUUGGUGCCGAAGAGUUUAUCGAAUAUUUUGCAAUAAAGAUUGCAAACGAAGAAGCUCGUGCACGUCCGGAGUGUGUCAAUGCCACCACAACAACAAAUGAAAAGCAAGCCGAAGUUGACAAGUGGUCAUUUUCGUUAGAAUCUUAUAUAUCGUGGUCAAAUCGUCUUGGACUCUUUGUCACUACUGAAAUAAUCAAACAUUUAAAACGACAUAUACGAGUGAAAUUAAUCAACUACUUUAUUGACGCUGCGCUAGAAUGCUUUAAUACGGGAAAUUUUAACUCAAUGAUGGGCAUAUUAGGUUAG
Molecule: messenger RNA, 1287 nt
Organism: Didymodactylos carnosus
Lineage: Eukaryota; Metazoa; Rotifera; Eurotatoria; Philodinida; Philodinidae
Source: the annotation of a GenBank genome assembly